This is a messenger RNA of Paramuricea clavata, 10072 nucleotides long. The record is from the annotation of a GenBank genome assembly. NCBI's taxonomy places the organism in Eukaryota, Metazoa, Cnidaria, Anthozoa, Malacalcyonacea, Plexauridae.
CAUGCCCUUAGAUCCCCGAGAUAAUUGUGUUUCUCUUAGCAAAACUCUAUUGAUAUAUUCUUUAGAUUUCUCAAUGGCAAGACGAAUACGAACGGGAAUCUUUGAAAAAGGGCAACAGGUAAGGAUGAAAAUGAGUUACAAUAGACCUAUAUAAACAAGCUUUCGUUGGCAGAGAUGCAACUACCUGUAAAAUAUAAGGAGAAUUUCGAAUUCAUUUGAACUUCUCCUUAUAUUUGUCAGGCAGUUGCAUCACUACCAAUGCAAGCUUGUUCAUAUUAUUGGCAUGCACUAUCUACACUGUCACAGACACAGAAUGCAGUUACAAUAGACCUUCCAGUUGAAUAACUCGCUUGCUGAGUUGGCCCAGAUAUCAUGAUAAUGCAGAAAUGGAAUGUAACAAAACUUUCAAGCAUUUUAAUUGUAUUUGCGCGAAUUUGAUACUUCGUGAAAGAAUGCACAGUUGUUAGUUGUUAGUUGUUGUCAUUUAAUGCUUGACUAACUGUAUAUGUUGGCCUUUCUUUCUGAAGUGGCGCGGACGGUAUUCUUGCUCAAGCCAGAGAUUGGGAGAUGAAAGGCGAACAUUCUCGUGCAAUUGACAUGUACCUCAAGGUCACUCCAAAUAGUUCAGACAAUACAGAUGCCAUGGCUAAUGCUUGGGAGAAGGUAUGGUAUCAUUAAGGCAAUUCCAAUUCCAUAUUGAAAUAUGAAUCUUUUCAUAAGUAAAGGUGCUCAUCGGGCCGUCAAGACCCAACGAGUAAUAAAAGCUUUUGCAGUUUUGCUAUCCCCCAGUAGAAGCUGUAUUCAUAUAAGGCGAGUCAACUCGCAGACAGCAAAGACAAGCAUUUAUAUAUAAGACAGACAAAGUCAGAAAACGAGAUCGAUUAUCCCUUCUGCGCUUACUAGAUUGCCUUAAUUUUUAUGUUAGCCUGCACGCGGGCUAUUUUUAUGUUAAAUGAAUUAAUGAAAGUCAAAACCAAAAAUCAUUAGUGGGACAUGAAAAUUGUCCACUCAUGCCUUUCUGGUUAUUUCGAAUCAUAAAACCAUGCUGUUCAAUUGUUUAGGCUGUAGAACUGGCAAUGAAGUUUGUUCCCAGUAGAGCCGAAGAUGUAACUAUGGUUGCUUGUGAACGGUUGGCUGAAAUUAAAUAUUACUCACAGGUAAUCAUGAGACUUUGUUUUGUUCUUCAGUAAAUUUCCUUUACGUCAAAUGACAGGCGAGCAACGACAGAAGAUAGUUUUAUUGCUUGUUAUUACGUUUAUAGUCGGCAGAGCUGUAUCUGGGCAUUGAAAUGGUUAAGGAAGCUAUUGAUAUGUUUAUUGAAGGCGAACUGUGGACCAAGGCAAAGAAAUGCGCUGCCGAUAUGGCGCCAAAGUAUGUUUAUAUUGCAACUUAUAACUCCUUGAAAUGAAGAUAAUGGGUUAUUUAUUGUCAACUACACAGAGCAGGGCUCAUUAAUAUAUUUUAUAAACGGUCAGUUUUUGAUAAGAGAGGAAAACCAAGGACUCGGUGAAAACUCUCGAAGCACAGGAGAGAACUCACCAAACUUUACUUACACGAGUUUUCAAGCCCAGGGAAGUUACCCAACCUAAGUAAGUGCCUGCUCUCAAUCUACAAUUUUUGCAGAUUUACUUCAGCGGGAAGGGGCUAACUGCAUUUGCCAACCGUGCUUCCCAAUUUGUUGGAUUGAUUGGUUAACUUACUGAAUGAUCGAUUAAUUUAUUUCAAUGAUCUGUAAAUGAUCGACUGACUCAUUGAUGGGUAUUAAUUGAUUGCCUCAAUUGAUUAAAUCAUCGGUUACAUGAUUAUUUUAAUGAUUGAUUAGCUAAUUCAUUGAUUGAUUGUAUGAUUAAUUAAUUAAUUGUAUAUUCUAAUUGAUGGAUUGGUUGACUAAUUGGUGGCAGCUUGCAAUGAACUCUACUUCAUUACUAACAUUCGCAUUCUUGUUAGUUUGGAGGGCUAUGUAGAAGAAAGAUAUGUUGCAUUCUUGAAGCAAAAAGGCAAAGCAGAUCAGGUAAUUACUUUUUCUACAUCUCAGUAAAGCCGGGUUUCAAGAUAUUUCUUGGCACUACAGGUGUCUUGAUUUCAACAUAUUUUUAACCAAUAUUAGUCAAAAAGCGAAUGAUGGUUCGUAUUUGAAAUUCUGACUUAAUUAAGUAUGUAACUGUAUGUAUUUGUGUAGCUUGUGGACGUGGAUGUUAUCGCUGGUCUUGAUAUGAUGAUUCAGCGUGGCGAGUGGGCAAAAUGUAUUCAGACAGCAGAACAACAGGUAUUAAAGGAAUACCGAAUGGUUUUCCGUGCAGGAUUGCGUGAUCCAUGCACGAGGGAUGUCGCGAGACUUUCGGAAAGCGUAAAAUACAUUAACAUAUACCUGAUUAACCAAUCAGAUGCGGUAGUGGUCAAGUCUGAACGUCCCUGGUGUCAACACAACUAACGGACUAUACAGAAUGAUGUAGAUCGUUGUGACAAAUAAUCUUUUUCGAGAACUAUCUUCUCUCUGUCCCAGAUCGUCCAAACAUUCUCGAAUAUUUAACAGUUAUUCCACGAACUCGAGUCGAAUAUGAGCUGAUAGCCGAUGAGAAUAACUGUUUUAUUAUAUACACAAGGUCUGAAUUCACAGACUUUGCUUUUCGGAAAUUUUCAAUAUUUUCCUGUUUUGUUUAUGUUUUUAUCUUCGCUCUUUCGGCCGAUUAUUUUUUCAAAAAUAUAUUCUUUUAACCAUUUUAAAUUUUAAAAAUUCAUUUGCUAACCUGUAAACAAUUUUGGGAGUUUUUUCAUUGUGUUUUUAAUCCUGUAAAGGCUAUAAAAAGCGAACAACUUGCCGUUUUCUCAUUCGCAAACGUCGGAAAUUCAGUUUCAGCCGCCAUUUUGUUUUUCGCUACUAGCAGGAUAUGAGCUAAUAUCCUGCUAGUAGAGAACCAAUCAGAUUGCAGAAUACCUCAUAUCCAGACCUUGUGUAUAUAAUAAAAAUCAUUAACCUUUCUCGUUCCAUAUUUGUAGGGUAACGAGGUACUCAGUAAAUAUGUGGCUCAAUACGCGGCACAUUUGAUUAAAGAAAAUAAUACCAUGAAAGCUUUGGAGUUGUUUCUUAAACAUGGCGCACCUCCAAUAUCUCAGGUAUGUCAUCCAAUACAAUCCUACAGCAUGUAUUGUGUAAUUAUAGGGACAAACAUGCAGUUUAGUGCUGAAGCUUUUUUAGAUAGAAAUUUCAAGUGAAAAUUGUGUACAUUUUUAAGGCCCAUUUUCAUUCAAGAAAAUUUUUCACGGACAGAAAAUUUUUCGAAAAUUUUCUGGACUAGUAUUCCAAAGGUCGUAGGUUCUAUUCCCACCGUGGCCGGGCAUAUUUUUCAGGCUCGCCCGGUGUGGAUAUACACUCAGAGUAACAUCACAAACAUCAUAUUCACCUGAGUACUUGUACAACACCAACACAGAAAGAAUCCUUAUUAAAAGUUGCAAACUUUUACAAACUUCAAAAUUUUUUUCCCUUUCCGACGGAAAAUUUGUGUCGACCAAUCACAUUUUACAAAGUUUUCUUUCCGUGGAAAAUUUUCCUGAGUGGAAAUUGGCCUUUAGACAUAAGCAGGAGCAGUUGUGAAAAAUGCAACUCUUGGUCCUCUGGUAGGAAUCGAACCUACGGCACUGCGAUUCCGGUGCAGCGCUCUAACCAACUGAGCUAUAAAGGCCAGUUGUCUAGCAUUAGUUAAUCACAUGUGAAGCCAGUGUAAGGUACUAUAUAUGGGUAAAUGUCAGAAUUUGGGCAUAUCCGCGGAUUUGGACAAGUUUUGCAGUGGGAGACCACUUCAUACUGAGAUUUCUGUUUUAUACUUAUAAAACCUAAAUUUUAGAAUUUCAACAUUUACAAACGUAUUGUAUACGAGAUGGUUUCCAUGGACGGAAUGAGUUCUCCUGACAGUUAUAAACUUUGGGCAGACAUGCGAGACGUGCUUUAUGAAGUGGUAAGCUACAUAAUUAUAUACUAAGUAAUAUCUGUGGCAACCAUGCACGGGUUAAAAAUGGUGGGUUUCACCAAGCACUGUUGUGCAGCAGAUAUACUGGCUAAUCGGGGGGGUGUUAUUAGAGUGAGAAAAUUAUAUAAAUUUUCUCAUAUGUUGCAGACUUGUAUUUCGUCGCAAAUAGAAAUGAAUUUCUCCCAAGGCCGGAUUUUGGUGGAAAUAGUGGGGGAGGUGGCAAAAAAUGUAGGGGAGGUGCAGCCCUUAAAACGGGCCAAAGUCUACGACGUGACGUAUGCAUGUAGUGUACAUAUGUAUCAAUGUAUUAAUGAAUUAUGACUGUACAACUCAUCCAAUUUUGCCCUUCAUUACAAUUACUACAAAGUUCCUUUCAAAACAAUGCAUUAAAAGGGUAUUUGAUACAGAAAUGAAUGGCUAUCACUGUUUCAAUUUUACAGAAAAAGCUUCUUACGGAGUGUAGACCCUAAGCAACCAAAAAAUGUCAAAUUUUCACUUUGAUCUAUCAUUGAAACUUUCCCAAAGGGAGGUGCAAAAAUUCUGAGGGCAGGUGCGCACCUCCCCACACCUCUCCUCAAAAUUCGGCCAUGAUUUCUCCUACAAAUUUCAACAAUUGCCCACCAUAUGACGUUUCAACACGAACGUCGUUGGGCGGUAUUUUGCAUCAUAGCGUUCGUGUAAGGAUGAAAAAAAACAACUUUUAAAAAUGACAAAAGCAGACACAAACACAUGCAGUUUUUAAUCCAGUACCCCAGCGGCAAUCGGACCGCGUUGACAAGAACGUCGCUUACUUAAGCUCCCAGUAAUACUGAAAUGUGAAAUCUACCAUGUAAUUGGUUUCAGAAAUUAAACUAUAAGAUAAUCUAAAAUAUUUUUUUCGUAGACUGAAGGUUUAAAUAAGACCAAGAACGCAGGAUCAGCAGUCUUGAAAGAAUUUGAAGACAUGUUGUUAGUGUGUCAUUAUUAUGCCAACCGCGCAGCUUGUUUACAACAGGACUCUUUGGUAUGAAUUAUUGAAUUGUUCAUAUACUGUAUAUACAGCCAAUUUAAAAAAGAUUGUCCUUUGCAAACCUUAACCUUUAAACCUUAAACUCUAAGCGCGCAAAGCUUAAUUGAAGCGCAAGUUUCGAGCGCAAGUAGUUGAAUAUUGCAGCUAUUUGUGAAUGAAUUGUUCUCGUAAGGAGAUAUUUACCAUAUCUCUAAGAAAUGGACCCCAUAUAUGAUUUCUAAACUGAUUAAAUGAUGCUCCGGAUCUCAUUAUGCUUUGCACGCUUAGAGUUUUUAAACUCUAAGCGUGCAAAGCAUAAUGGGAGCAUCAUUUAAACAGUUUAAAAGGUUUAAGGUUUAGAGUUUAACUAUAGGUUUGCAAAGUACAAUAUUUUUUGAAUUAGCUGUAUUUGUAAUAUUGUGCCAGAACAAUGACUCUAUUGUGCAAGGCAAUAUUUUAUUGUCCAAAAUAUUUACUAUAUAUUUUUAUUUCUGUUGUUAGUAGUUGUGUUGUGUUGCGUUGCGUUGCGUUGCGUUGCAUUGCGUUGCGCUGUGUUGUGUUCCAUUGUAUUCUAUUGUAUUUUAUCUGUGAUUUUAUUCUGUUCUAUUGUUAUGUUCUUUUUCACCAGGAUUCAAUCGCAGCUCAAAUCAGCGUAUCGUUGCUACGUCAUACUGACAUCAUACCAUGUGACAAAGGUUUCUACGAGGCAGGAAUGGCAGCAAAGGUAAAACUCGAUUGAAAUUCGAACGCUUGAUUGCACAAUAGGAGUUUUAAGGUGUGUGAGAAUGUAAACCUCUUUCAAAGACGGAAUUUUAAUUUGAAAACCGUUCUGUCAAAGUUUAAUACUGUGAUCACACAAACAUCUACAGUGUAAACAAGCAUUACGGCUCUUUUUCACAUGGAAAAGAGCCUUUAUUAAAUGUAAAUCAUUACGUGUAAUUCUAUUUUUGAUACAGAAUGCCGGAAUGGAAAACAUGGCCUUCGUAUUCUUGAAUCGUUAUUUGGAUAUAAGUGAGGUAGGAGGAUAUUGUGGCAAUGAAGAUAUUUCAGUCUAUAUUGACUAUGUACUGACAUUUUUCGAACUGCUCUUUGUCUGAUUAUUAUGUCACCAAUUGGUGUAUUGGUUUAGCAGAGUUACUGUAAGUGGUUUCAGUAAGCUUGAUAAGGUAACAGAGCAACAGUAAUCAACUUCAGAACUAUUGAUUUGACACGCAAAAAUCUCACAUCUUGUAGCAAGUCUGCCAACAAGCCGUCAACAAUUUGUCUUCGCACUGCUUGUCCCAAGUUGUCAACAAGUUUGGAACGAACUGUAAACAACUUGGAACAAUCUUGUUGAUAUUAUCAGACUUGUUGCAAGGUUGUUCCAACAAGUCCGAUACAGUCAUUACAUAACAAUAUUGUUACAACCUUGUGUCAUCAACCUUGUAACGUUGUCAUCAACCUUGUUAUAUCAUGACUGUAUCAGACUUAUUAGAACAACCUUGUAACAAGUCUGAUAAUGCCAUCAAGCUUGUUACAAGUUGUUAACAGCUUGUUCCAAACUUGUUCCAACAACUGGGAACAAGCAGUGCGAACACAACUUGUUGACAGCUUGUGAUCAGAUUUGUAACAACUUGUUUGCAGACCUGUAACAACUUGUGCGUUUUUACGUGUGUAAACAACAUCUCUCAAUUUUAAUUUUUUCUCCACGUAAGUCUUCUCCCUCCAAGUCAAGAUUAUUUUGUUGCUCUGUGUGCUGAAAUUUAUUACUUUCAAUGAAAUAUGUUUUAGGGUAUCGAAGAAGGAAGUUUGGAGUAUCUUGAUAACACAGAUUUCAUGGAUACUGAUAUUCCAUUUGAAGUUCCCGUGCCUGAGAGACAAUAUUUGGCUGUAAGUUAUCCGACACACUUCGAUCAAUCAUAAACAAAUUUCAGGAAAAUCACGUUUAAACAACAUUUCCUUGUAUUUUAUUAGUAUUUAAUAUGUGAACUGUUGUUCUCUGCCUACUUUAGGAAGACAAACGAGAAGAAGUAAAAGAAUGGGUGCUGGCUGUGUCUAUGGAUCAAAAGGUCCGAUAAAAGAUUACAUGUUGGGGUUGAAGUAACACCGCGGAAAAACGUCUGCGCAUGCGUCAACCUUACCUGUAAUAGUAUUGCGAACUUGAUGAGAAGCUGUUCCGAACGUUUCCGAAGGCUCAAAAUUGCGGUAAAAAGGAGUGACUUCAUUGUGCGUCUUUACAGCCAGAUUUCGAGCGCAAAAAUAAACAUGUCAUUCUAAAAACUAGGAAUAAAUACAGCCAGAAGGUUCAAGAAAUUGUAUUGUACAAGAACAUGAACUAAAGCUGAUUGUUGACAAAUUUAUCGUCUGAAACAUUUUGUUUCUUAACAAAGCAACGAGAAUUUCCGAAUUUUCGUUUGAGAUACAUUUUUUUUAAAAAAACUGUGUCGCCAAAUAUAAAAAAUUUUCGUGUUCACAAUAAUUAAACUUUAGGAUUUAUUCUACAAUUUGAGUGGGUUAAGAAGCUUAACUUUUCGAGAGUUUUCUUAACUUUUGAGUUUGAAUUUUUGUUUUGAAUAAUUUUGCAAAAAUUUUCGAAGUCGUGUCCGUUAAAAUCAACAAUUUUUUACAUGAAUUAUAUUUCAUUCCAUACUUUAAAUGCCAGGACGCUUUCAAUUAAUGUCUAGUCUACCCAUUUUCUAUAUUUUCUCGUUUAUUUUACUAAUUUUUGACCAAUUAAUAAGCAUGUUUUUGUUUUAGAAAUUGAUAUUCAAAUUCCCCGCCAUAUUUUCAUAAUUUGGUGCAUGCGCAGACGUUUUUCCGCGGUGUUGGUUGAAGUACCUUCUCUACUGAUUAUGAUAGCUAUUUAUGAUUUGCUCUGCUUUGCUUUGCUUUGCUUUACUUGCCUUGCCUUGCUUUACAGAACAGGACAGAACAGAACGGAACGGAACAGAACAGAACAGAACAGAACAGAACAGAACAGAACAGAACAGAACAGAACAGAACAGAACAGAACAGAACAGAACAGAACUAAUGCUUCCUAGAAAUCAUACCCUAGAAUCAUAUACCAAAUUUCUAAUAAUUUUCCAAGGUUGAACAAGUUCUUCCAGUGGAUGAACGCGGUACAUAUGCCGCAUCUCUGGUCGCACCAAGCACAAACAUCACUUCUCUACCCUGCGUGAUCACAGGUAAGUACAGUAUAAGAUAUAACUCCACACUGAUCUCGCUGGAAAGUAAAGUAAAUUUAGUAAGCCUGAUGACUGUCUUUCCUUCUUGAGUUCUGUCUUUCCUUCUGAACCACCGUGCGCUUAACCGAUGCAAACACCUGACGAAUUUUUCUUCUUAAGGUUAUCCUGUCUUACGAAAUAAGAUCGAUUUCAAGAGACCUGGCAGAGCUGCUAACAAAGACGGCUGGAAUAAAUUUGUCAUGGCAACGAAAGUAAGGGAUUUUUUAUGUCAUGUAAGGAGCAAUGAACUGUCAUGUUGAUAAAUCUCAUGACAUACUGUGAUCACCUCUAGCCUUCUGUUCAUUAUUCUACUCAUUGAUUCUGUCUGCUGCAUGCUCGCUUUAUGAUACAACGUGACGUCAAAAAUGACAUUUGUUGCCCACAGUUAUUGCUUCUUGAAAUGUGUUGUGGCAGUGCCAACUGAUCACAUUCAUGGCCAUUACUGACCAAUGUCAAGUGCAAAAUAAUUUUGCAACCUACCUAGUACCUUUUCUUUGGACAUGAAACAUAGAAAUAAUUCAUAUUUAUUAUUCCUAUGACAUGAAACCCGGAACCACGGGAUAUGUCUUGUUGAGCAAUAGUGCAUGCUGCAUGUGAGACUGGUUUGCUUGGUCCUACAAUUCCUGUUCGCAAAAAUCUCACAUCUUGUAGCAAGUCUACCAACAAGCCGUCCCAAGUUGUCAGCAAGUUUUGAACAAGCUGUUAACAACUUGUAACAACCUUGUUGAUAUUAUCAGACUUGUUGCAAGGUUGUUCAACAAGUCCGAUGCAGUCAUGAUAUAGCAAUAUUGUUACAACCUUAUGUCAUCAACCUUGUAACGUUCUUGUUAUAUCAUGACUGUAUCAGACUUCUUAGAACAACCUUGUGACAAGUCUGAUAAUGCCAUCAAGCUUGUUACAAGUUGUUAACAGCUUGUUCCAAACUUGUUACAACAACUGGGAACAAGCAGUGCGAACACAACUUGUCGACAGCUUGUGAACAGAUUUGUAACAACUUGUUUGCAAACGUGUAACAACUUGUGCGUUUUUACGUGUGUAAUACGAUCUCCUGACAUUUUUUUGUCGUCUGUAGGUGUCUCACAGUCCUGAAUGUCAAGAUGUUCUGCGUUUUCUGGGUCAAUACUGUGGCGUUCCGCAAAACCCUUCCUUCUCAUUUGGUUAAGAAUUUCCUCUUUUCCUGAAGACCAUCAUUUUGAUCUUGAUUUAUUUAUUUGUAAAUACUAAAUAAUAUAUAGCAUACAUAACUCGUGUACGAACGUUCUGCUGCAUCAAGGCGCACGGACUAAAGGGCUAUGUAAAGAAGUUUUAAAUUAUAAAAUAAUUGUAAUUCGUAGUCGCAUGCUUGAAAAAAACGGUGUCGAUGUUGAAAACUGUACUCGACAUCAGUUCAUAAAGUGAUACACGAAACAGGCAUGCAAAUUAGUGCAUUGGACAUUGUCUGGCCAAAUUUUUGCAUGAUCAGACAUCUGACCGAUUUAGGUUGGUCGAAUGUCCAAUCUCAAAAAAUUGAUUUUGAACACAAUUUCAUCAAUGAAACCAAAGCAAUAUAAACGACACUCUUCCAUUAUUACUUGGCUGCAUUAAACCGUAAGAUUUAAUUACAAAUAUAAAUAGUCUUCUUAUAACAUGGUAGAAAUUUAUGUAUAACCUGAACCAUAAUUUACUGAAAAUGUAGUAGGACUGCAUGGUAGAUUUAUACUCAGUUUUAGAUGCACUGCGGUGCGCAAAUCAUCAUGACCAUCCGAAAUACAUCAUCAUGCUAAUAUGAAAAACAGCAUGAAACAUUUCCCUCCGUCCAUUGUCCGAGAAAAACUGAUAAAUGUUCGUCCACUUUUUGUGUUGAUUGGACAUCUGUCCUUCUAAGGAAAAUAAUUAUUUGCAGGCCUGCAAAGUGAGAUUAGAAACCAACCCCAUUA